Alosa sapidissima (American shad) is the source of this 4663-nucleotide messenger RNA. RefSeq lists its product as uncharacterized. The record is from RefSeq and is a predicted model, not a curated record. NCBI's taxonomy places the organism in Eukaryota, Metazoa, Chordata, Actinopteri, Clupeiformes, Clupeidae. The transcript has 7 exons. Bases 451 to 4572 code for a protein of 1373 amino acids.
GAUGGAAGCCUGUAAGUUAGUCUUUGUUUUAGGCUAGGCUAUAGCCAGCUAUUCUAAGUCGACCUUCCAUGGUUUAAUAUUCUCCAAAUAUGUUACGAUAGAAUUAGCCUACGUUUUAAAUACAGGAUGUAGCCUAACGAGUAUUUGAAUCGAUCCCAGGGAAUUUUGCGAUUCUUGUGCAUAAGCUAGGCCUACUGAAAUGUUUCCUGCAGAGAGAGUUUCCCUGUGCUGAUGUCGCGACGUCAUUCAUGACGUUUUCAGGAUGCUUAUGCAGCUGCGUCAUAAUGCAGAGCGCUUGACAGUAGGCCUUGGAUGAUUCAUCUAGGCCUACUUAAGGCUAGUUUAUCUGGCCUUUCAGAAGUUUCAUACCACGAAUGACUGACUGUUUAACCACUCUCUAAAUCUUUCGCUAUGGAUGGAUCACUAACGGUUGCUUGGUUACUAUAAAAAAUGCAGACAGGCAAGAUCUUAUUCCCGGAUCGUUCAGCAGCCCACCCCCUGCACAGAGGGCGAGUGAAGAUAAACAGGAGCAGCUUGGUUCAUUGCGAUGUCAUUGGUGUCAUUGAGAACCUGAGUGAUGGACAAUGGAAUGUCUUGACAAAGGACAUGCAAGAUAUGACAAGACUGGAAUUUGUAAAAACAUGCUUAGGCCUGAUUUCUUACUUGUCAAAGUCUACAUUCAAGAGGUACUUACCAGUCGUUGAAAUUUUGGAGUCCUGUAAACUUCACACUGACGAUUCCUAUGACUCUCAGAAGUCACCAGAGGCUCCUGUGUCACCUCAGGCCUCAUGUAAUGACUCUCCUUUGGACACACCCUAUAACCACUACAUCCUUGCUCAAAUUGUUGAAGAGGUGAAAUUGGCCCUUUUUGUGGCUAUUAAAAGGAUCACCUCAAGCAAAGAUUCAACUCAGUCUAGUAAAGGGAUGAUGCUAGAAGAGGAAACGGUUAAAGCAAUCUAUGAAAGAUUAGACACAUUGAACAUUUUAGCCAAUGUCCACAACCAUGAAGAAGUGGUGCUAGAUUCAGAAGCUAGAGCCAUGACUGUGCAGGUGGUGAUAUCUGUCUUAAAUCUCAUUGAGAGCUCCAAUCUCAACAAGGAGCAGGCAGGAGAAAUAUCCAAAGUCUUACAUGAAAUUGCUGCAAAGAUCAAAAUAUUGGCCUCUCCAAAGACCUCAAAACAAAACCUUUCAUUUGGUUCUCCUUCCAUCAGCUGCCCUUUAAAAGGGGAGCUGUACUUGCAGCUUUCCCCUGACUUCCCUGUUAAAGUUUCCCAGACCGUUCUUGCGAUGCUUCUCAGAGGUAAAAACAACUCAGAAGCACUGGAGGACAGGACCUGCCACUCAAACUCCUUGCCGUCAACUACACCAAAGCAUCGACCUGAUUUAUCCUACAUUGUGACUGUUGAUUCUAUCGUAUUCAAAAUAGUCAUUACCAUUCUUGCGAGCCUUGCUUUAAUACCUGGAUUCAAUGAUGAGAUAAUUUUUUCCUCUGCCAUGGACAUGUUCCAUAAGAUUCUAAAUGAGGUUGAGCAGUUCAUGACUUUAUCAAAGACCUCUGUACGGAAAAACAAAACAGAUAUUGCAAGUCUACAGCCAUCCCAACAUUCUUUAGAAGAUGAUGUCACCACUAUGUGCACAAAAAAGGUUAUCCUCCAGAUUUACCAUGCAUACCUGUCAAAUCGGUCAAAAGUGGAACAGCACAAAACGGCACCAGGAAGGGAGUCAGAGGUGUCUGUUGUUGACCAUGUGAUGAUCCAGCUCAAUACGCUUGCUGACACUAGGUCAUCUACACAACAGCCUUUCCAAUCUAACCUUGAUGGUUCUAAUGAAAGCACCAAGAAAGUGAUAAGUCCAGAUUUUCAGAGCAUGGCUCACAGAAAGGUGAGCAAAGUGUUGGCUGAGUUGGAUACCUUCAGAGAGAAGGCAUCCUUGGGUCAUGUUGAUUCUUUUGCUGCGGACAUUGUGGAAACAGUGAUGGAAUGUCUACAAGAUCUCUCGCAUAUCAUUGAAACUGUGAAUUCUGUCUAUGCUCAUCACAUCUACCAGAACAUUGAGAGCAAGAUUAGAGAUUUCAUUCUGAAACAAGGACAGGAUGCAUGUUCAUUCCAAAGAAUGACUUCCCAGAAAACAACAGUGCAUGAUCUACAUCUCAAAGAACACGCACCACAAGGAGUUGUUUGUUCAUCACUUGCUUCAGUGGAAGAAUUACACCUAUUUGAAUCUCACACUGAAACUACACGUGAGGCUGAUGUCAUCUCUUACACCGAAGAGGUCAUAAGAGGGGUGGUGACUCUCUUUGUUCUUGAGGAAAUUAAAAGAUUAAGAUCAACCUUGGUGGAUGGACUUUCCACACCUUCAGAGAGUAAAGAGGCCAUAGCUAGAAUUCUUUCCCAAAUUGAAGACCCACAAGAUGUAAACAGAAUGCAGGGCUAUAUUAGGAGGAGGAUGAAGACACUUUCAAGUGAGGAGUUUGAACUUAAAGCCAUCCGUGCCGUGAGCGAUGUUCUCCUUAAUAAGAGAGACAGGGCUGUCUCUGCAGAAUCUAGCCAAACCUCUCAUUUACCACAAACUAUGGAACACCAUGUCUCUUCUAUUACAAAAUCUGCAAUCCAUCUCCUGCAGAAAAUGCAGAGAUACCAAGAUGGCUAUGCCAAGAAUUCAUGUUCUUCUGGUAUGUUUCAAACUGUGCAAGAUAAGGUAAAAGAUUUUUUCAUAUUGAAAGAAGGACAUGUUUCCAAAGAGGAAAGCCACACAAAGCUUGAAAAUCAGGUUGAACAACAAGCUGAAGUGUCUUCCUUAUCUGUCAAACCAUUACCACAACAAAGCUUGGAUGAUUUUGAUUUGACAAAUGAAUUUGAAAGCAGACCUGCAUCCCCACCAAGAGGUUUGAGUGAGAACCUUCCUCCUGAUGAAGUUCCCGGUAACAAAAUGGAUGAGGAUGUGGAUGCUGGUUCAUGUAUGAAAGAUGUGUUCAAGAAAGUGCUGACUUUGUACAUACACAAGGCAAAGAAAAAGGAGAAGGAAGAUGUAAGUCCUGUGGAUGAUGACCUAAUUACUGAGUCUGUCAAUAGUAUCCACUCGCAACUGGAAAGUACAUUGGGCUCCCACUCAUCCUCAUCGUAUUAUAUACCUGAAAAAACUCUGUGUGAACACAUUCUUUGUGGCCAUAACUGUCAUUCUAAACAAAGUAGCGAAAGUAGCUCGAGUUCUUCAGAGGCCUUUAGUCUGUCGUCAGAGACCAUUAAGAGGCUCUCCAGUGAGGAAUUUUAUGUGAAACCCAAUGAACUGGUGAACGAGGUACUUUGUGAAAGAAUGGAAGACUCUUCCUUUGCAUCUACCUCAUCUUUGACCUCAUCUUUGACCUCAUCUAUGGACCAGACCUCUAGUGUUACACUAACAGUCAUUGAUACACUAAAGACACUCCUGUGUUACACACCACCAUGUCUAAGAAGAACUGAGACCAUGUCAGAGAUGAGUUCAGACCAGAGUGAAACCUCAGGCAGUGACGAUCUGUCUGCAUAUUAUACAGAAAAGGAAAAAACUUCAUAUGUGUCUUCUUUGUUGAAGGAAGUACAAGAAAAGAUUAAAGAGUUUUUCAAUCUAUACAAAAAGUCAUCGUUCAUAUCCGUGUCUAGUACAUCGGAAGUGGAUGGAGGGUCUAUUACUGGGACAGCAAAGCCUGGAGCAGGAUAUGAUACAUCCAUAUCAAAGCAGAGGUGCUCCAGCAAAAAUGCGAUGUCUGAUGGUAUCGCAUGUCAGUUAUGUCAGGACACAACCUCAGAGGCUGCCUUAGAUCAGGAGUUCAUCUCUAGUGGGGAAAUGGAGAUGUUUUCGUGUGACCUUACAUAUAAGUUGGUCAGUCUGCUGAGAAAGAACACUUGCCAGAGACCAAGCCUGCCUACUGAUCUAGGUCCUCCAUUAUUGUGCAGAGGAAAUUAUGAGACAGACAAAAGUGCUUCUCUUAAGGAUCCCUACAUGUUUGUUGAGGCGUCUGUGAAAUGUUUCUUGCAUCAGCUGCUGUUCCCAUCAUGUCCAAGCAAAGUGAUUGACCCAGAGGACUUCAUCCAGAGAACCCCAAGCUCCAACCCCUGCAUGGCAAAGGCAGUACAUGAAAGCUGCUCUGGAGACUCUACCUGUUCCUCCCAUGAUGCCAAGAGCAUCCCAGCUGUUGGUUUAUCCACACAGUAUGUUGAGAAUCCUUCUGUCAAGGAUGUCGCAUGCUCCACCAGCUCUUUAGGGUUGAUCAUUGGCUUACACACUGAUUCAGCAAAUAAAUUAAGAAAGCCAAAGAGAAAAGUAAAAACUGAAGUGAAGAUCUGCAUCAAACCCAAAAUAAGGACUCUGAGGAUCAACAACAAGUAUUUAUCUAAGAAAAAUGCAGUGAGUCCAAUGUUGUUUGAGGCAUAUGCAAGAGCAAGCAUCCUGCAAGAAAAUUAUAUGCAGAAGGGGACAACAGGUCUUCACAAUGAAAGACAUCCCACCUCAUCCAGUCAGACAGAGAAAAACUCCACUGUUCCCACUCUUCUGGAGGGCCAAGGAAUUUUUCAGAUCUGUCUCCAACGUGGUGUCUAAAAGUAUCAAGAUAUCCAGAUGAAAAUGACAUUUUAUCUGAUAUUUAAACAAUAUAAUUUAUUUUCCUUCACAAUAAACUUUGCAGCAAAUA